CAUUACACAAAACAAAAAGAUUUUAUUUAAAAAAUAAAUAAUAAGAAUGAAGUCAAGAACAAUAUAUUUGAUAGGGAUUCUGCUUCUAAUUUCACUUUGUUUAAAGGCAGGCUAUGCAAAAGAAGAAAAAGAUGAUGAUGAGAAUAAUAAGAAAAAGAAUAAGAAAGGAGUAACAUACGAUGGAACUUCGUUAAUUAUAAAUGGAAAAAGAGAGCUUCUGUACUCAGGCUCUGUUCAUUACCCUCGAAGCACACCAGAUAUGUGGCCCAGUAUAAUAGAAAAAGCUAGAGUUGGGAGACUAAACACUAUUCAAACUUAUGUUUUCUGGAAUGUGCAUGAGCCUGAACAAGGAAAGUGGGAUUUCAAAGGGAGGUUCGAUCUUGUGAAGUUCAUCAAGCUGAUCCAUGAGAAAGGUCUCUAUGUUACUAUCAGACUUGGACCCUUUAUCCAAGCCGAAUGGAACCACGGAGGGUUGCCGGUUUGGCUACGCGAGGUCCCGGAUGUUUACUUCCGUACAGAUAAUGAACCUUUCAAGGAGCACACAGAGAGAUAUGUGAGGAAAAUACUUGGGAUAUUGAAAGAAGAGAAGCUGUUCGCUUCACAAGGAGGUCCCAUCAUCUUAGGACAGAUAGAGAACGAGUACAAUGCGGUAAGGUUAGCAUACAAGGAGAAUGGAGAGAGAUAUAUAAAAUGGGCAGCGAAUUUGGUGGAGUCGAUGAAUCUUGGAAUCCCAUGGGUUAUGUGCAAACAAGACAAUGCUCCUGGCAAUAUUAUUAAUGCUUGUAAUGGAAGGCAUUGCGGAGACACUUUCCCUGGACCAAAAAGACCCGAUAUGCCUUCCCUUUGGACCGAGAACUGGACUACUCAGUUUCGAGUUUUUGGGGAUCCUACAACAAAUAGAAGAUCGGAGGAUAUUGCCUUCGCAGUUUCUAGAUUCUUCUCUAAGAAUGGAUCUCAUGUCAACUACUACAUGUACCAUGGUGGAACCAACUUCGGACGCACGUCUGCUCAUUUCGUUACCACUCGUUACUACGACCAUGCCCCACUUGACGAAUACGGUAUGGAGAAGGAUCCCAAAUACGGUCACCUGAAACAUGUGCACAGAGCACUUGAACUGUGCAAGAAGGCACUCUUGUGGGGUCACCCUCGUUUCCAGAAACUUGGUCCCGACACCGAGGUUAGGUACUACGAGCAGCCAGGGACAAAUGUCUGUGCGGCUUUCUUAGCGAACAACAACACAAGAGAACCCAAUACUGUCAAAUUCAAAGGUCAGAAGUUCGUUUUACCGUCUCGUUCCAUCAGCAUAUUACCUGACUGUAAAACCGUCGUCUACAACACUGCGCAGAUAGUGGCACAGCACAGUUGGAGAAAUUUUGUAAAAUCGGAGAAGAGCAGCAAAGGUCUAAAGUUUGACAUGUAUAGUGAGAAUGUUCCUUCCAAACUCGAAGGUGAUACCUUGAUUCCUGGGGAGCUUUAUUACUUAACCAAGGACAAAACUGAUUAUGCUUGGUACACCACCAGCAUAAAGAUUAAAGAAGAUGACUUGCCAGACAAGAAAGGUGUUAAGACUAUACUGAGAGUAGCGAGUCUUGGUCACGCGGCUAUCGUUUACGUUAAUGGAGAAUACGUAGGGAAUAAGCAUGGAAGCCAUGAAAUGAAGAGCUUCGUAUUCAAAAAACCGGUUAAACUUAAACCUGGAGAUAACCACAUUUCUAUCUUGGGUGUACUAACCGGAUUCCCUGACAGCGGAUCAUACAUGGAGAAGAGGUUUGCGGGUCCACGUGGUGCUUCCAUCAUCGGUUUGAAGUCGGGAGAGCGUGAUUUAACCGAGAACAAUCACUGGGGACAUCUGGCGGGUUUAGAAGGUGAAAAGAAAGAGGUGUACACAGAACAAGGAUCCAAGAAAGUCAAAUGGGUGAAAAACGGCGAACGCAAGCCUCUUACGUGGUACAAGACUUACUUUGAGACACCAGAGGGAGAGAACACGGUUGCGAUUAGGAUGAACGGAAUGGGAAAAGGAUUGAUUUGGGUGAACGGGAUUGGGAUAGGCAGAUACUGGAUGUCUUUCCUUUCUCCUACUGGACAGCCAACUCAAUCCGAGUAUCAUAUACCAAGAACUUUCAUGAAGAAAAAGGAGAAGAAUAUGCUUGUCAUUUUCGAAGAAGAACCAGGGGUGAAACUUGAAGCUAUUGAUUUUGUGUUAGUGAAUAGAGACACGAUAUGUAGUUUUGUAGAAGAGAAUUAUCCAGCUUCAGUGAAAUAUUGGAAGAGACAGGGGCCUAAUAUAGUUCCAAGAAACAAAGAUAUGAGGUUGAAGUCGCUCAUCAAAUGUCCACCUGGGAAACAGAUUGUUUCCGUAGAAUUUGCAAGUUUUGGAGAUCCCACAGGAUCUUGUGGAAAUUUCACAAUGGGAAAGUGCUCUGCAUCCAAGUCCAAAGAAGUGGUGGAAAAGAAAUGUUUGGGAAAGAGCCGUUGUUCAAUAGUAGUAGAAAGAGAGACAUUUGAAGACAAAAAGUGUCAAGAUAUAGUUAAGACGCUGGCAGUGCAAGUGAAGUGUGAGAAGAAACAGGGAAAUGAGCAGAAACAUAAGAGAGAAGAUGCUGAAGAGGAAGACGAUGAUGAAGAAGAAGAAGAAGAAGAAGAAAAGGAAAGAGAGGGAAACAAUCAAGAUUUAAAAGAUAGGGAAAAGCGAAAACAAGAUCAUUAAACAAGAGCUGGUAUCUAUCUAAAUAAAAUUUCACUUUGUGAAGCAAGCAUGAAAUGUUGAGUGUUGACAUAGUAUGGUGGUCCAAUUUAUUAGAAAGAAUUGUUUUCUUCUAUUUAUAUUUUAUAGCUUGUGUUUUUGUUUCUUUUGUUGGCGUCUCUAUUUUGUUUCUGCGUAGUGUGACUAGCUAUUAGGUAUAAGCCUUUUCGUUUUAAAGAAUGAAGAGCCUCUAACUCUGAAAUUGAAGACAGUUCUUGCUCAAGAACCAUAAUACCACAAUUGUUUCUUGAUUAGUCAA
Molecule: messenger RNA, 3002 nt
Organism: Brassica napus (rape)
Lineage: Eukaryota; Viridiplantae; Streptophyta; Magnoliopsida; Brassicales; Brassicaceae
Product: beta-galactosidase 14-like
Exons: 17
Coding region: 47-2707 (886 amino acids)
Biological process (GO): carbohydrate metabolic process
Cellular component (GO): cell wall; vacuole
Molecular function (GO): beta-galactosidase activity; carbohydrate binding
Source: RefSeq, a predicted model, not a curated record